GCAGUUAGUGUUUGAAAUACAUACAUCAAAGAUAAAACUUAAAUGUACGUUCUGUAAUCUGUUAAAGAUCACAACGAGAAAAAUUUCUGAAACGAAGUAAAUAGGUGAAUUAAAGUCAAUUUCUGAUAAAAUCAUGUUAACAGUAAAAUUGAAAUACAGUAGGCAUUCCUUUUGUCAGUAUUUAAAAAUUGAGCAAAGAAAGGAGGAAUGAAAACUGACGAAUACUCCUGAAGUUUGAUGUGUUGCAAACCACCCAUAGAUAUGCCUGGUGUGGAAUUUUGAGAGAAUAAGAGCGAUGUCGAUCAGAAUAGGAGAAGAUGAGAGAAGGGGAAGGGGGGGCAUUGGAUCCUGAUGUUGUCAACGAUUCCAUAGGGCACAGGGCAAGGGCGUCUUCGUCGUCGUGGCGUGAGGGUCGCCGAGUGCUGGAGUUGCCGCAUUGCACUGUCUAAAGGCGGAUAUGAUGGUGGUGCUACUGCUGCUGUGCUGCGAUGCGAUGUGAUGUGAUGCGUGCCCAGCGUCGUGCCUGGUUGCCGUCAUCUCCGCGACUUGUCUCGCCAUGGUCGGCAUGGAUUCCAGGAAAAACUCCGGGAGCCCCAUCCCGGGGCUGCCACGACGCCGCAGGGACAGAGCCUCACAGGAUUCCUCUCCUGCAUUCCAAGUUCAGUCUCUGCAUACUUUUGGGUUUUCGGUUAUAUUGGGGCGACUGGCUCAAAUUGCCGUUCUCGACAGCCGCACUGUCGUUUAUGCCAUCGGUUCUGGACUUCAUCGCUGGAGGGAUGGGUUUGCAGUGCCAGUGAGUACCCCUGAAGACAGUGUGGAGAGCAUUGUGGCAGUUGUUGCAUCCAGUAUGGGUUGUAUAGUGGGUGCAUGUGAGCUAUUGAAAUCCAAGUCCUCUCAGGUGUCAGUUUUUGAUAUGCGGACUCAAAGGAAAGUGGGCACUUCUUUCAUCAUGCAAUGUAAUGCAGAGAUUGAGAUUUGUGCAUUUUCAAAGGAUGAGACAAUAGUGGUGGCUGCUGCUAAGUUAGAAGGUGGAGGCUCUUGGCUUUGUUGUUGGGAGUUGAAACAUUCACAGGAGAAAUCUGCAGAUCCAUACAUGGGGGUCGCUGGUGCCCACAUUGCCAGUGGAUUUGGGCCCAUUGCAACAAUCAAGGUGCCACACAAAAUGGAUUACAUCCACUACUUUGUUGAGGGAACCAAUUUGGUUUGCAUCACUUGGGACACGGGAGAUGACCCAAUUGUUGCUGCCUCCUUGUCCAAAGAUGCAUCUCUUGCAGUGUUCAUAUUAGGUUCUGUGACAGACAUGGAUUUUUGUCAUCAACGUCAGGUCAUUGCUAGUUGUGGCAAGGACAACAUGGUCCGGCUAUGGAGCUGUGUCACACCAUCAUGCAGAGUGGCCAUGAGGUAUGAGGAGGAGCCCAUUGCAGUGGCCAUCUUCCAGUACCUUCUGAUAGUGGCAUUCCAACACAGAAUCAUGUGUUAUUGCUUGCUGGCUCAUACGCAGGCAAACUGUGUUGAAGCAGAUUCCCAUUCCCAACGUAAGGCAUCUCAGGAUCAGCCCCAGCGGACACCUCGCCAGCGUGACAGCUGGCACCACCAUCCUCAUUCUCUGCUGUGCCUCUUGGAAGCUUCUCGCCUCACUUAAGGGCCACAGGGCACCCAUCACCACAGUGGCAUGGGCAAGGAAUUCCAUCCACCUGGCCUCAGCAGACAAGGCUGGCUGCAUCCACACCUGGUUCAUGGAUGGGUUUGUUGGCUUUGGAGAGAGCCAUGCACCCCCAGGCUCUCACUACACUUCCCUGCUGUAUGACCCCACCCACCUGAGCAUGUAUGCAUGUGGCCCAGACACUCCUCUGCACCUGCUGGAUACUGAGAAGAAGCCCACAUCCCACCCAGGUGCUGCCAGAGAUGUUUGCUAAUGACACUGUGGACCCUGGAUCCCCCAACAAGGUCUAUGCCCCUCUCUCCAUCCCUCAGCACAUGGGGACUAGCUUCUGCUCUUCUCUCUUCAGGCCUAGCAUUACAUAUGAAAUGAAGCCAAGGGGGGCAACCCAUGUGGCAGCUAUAUUUAGAAGGGGGUUGCUGAUUGCAGUCACAAACACUGGGCACCUCUUGCUCUACUCAUUGCCAUUAGGCAGGGACCAAACUAUGCCUCUCUCUGAAUGGACCAUAAAUGCUGGGGUCAUCAGUAAGUUGCUUGUGGAUGAGAUGAAUGGCAGAGUCAUGAUGGCAUCAUUGAAUGGGUCCAUCAGCAUUUUUGGCAUUGAGGCCCUCAACCUGUUGUCAAACCCACCAACACAGCAACUGUGGGUUGGUGGUAGUGGUGCUCCUUCCUUUGUAUCAGUUGCCCAAUGCUCCUGGCCUGAGAUGGGUGGCUCCAAGUAUUUGGACAUUGAUUUCAUUUUGCGCUCUGAAGAGAGGGAUGCCACACUGGAAGCUCAGGUGCAAAUCUCUCACUCUGCAUGUUCAAUCUAUACUCAGAACAGUUAUUGCAAUACUUGUACCAUAUUGAUAGUAUUGUAUUCUGUUUAAAGAAAUAAUAUAAUUAUUCACACUAAUAUGCUUGUUUGUCCUAGUAGCACAAGAAGAUCACUUCCUGAAAUCACAUUUGAAGCUUUGUAAGUAUAAACUUAGACUGUUGUUAACCCUUCAUCUCUAAUUGAUAUUGUUACACCCCGCAUGAACUCCCACUAGACAACUAGCUAUUAAUAUGCCUCUUUCUUUUGCACAUUUUUUCCUUUCUUUGGUAUAAGAGAGGGAGAUAGUGGAUAUUUCACAAAAAAAUAAAUUGCAAGUUAUUUUUUUAUAGAAAUAGAAUAUUUGUUUUUAAA
Physcomitrium patens is the source of this 2828-nucleotide messenger RNA. RefSeq lists its product as uncharacterized. The record is from RefSeq and is a predicted model, not a curated record. Gene Ontology annotation, molecular function: protein binding. Lineage: Eukaryota; Viridiplantae; Streptophyta; Bryopsida; Funariales; Funariaceae.